Coniosporium apollinis CBS 100218 is the source of this 990-nucleotide messenger RNA. RefSeq lists its product as uncharacterized. NCBI's taxonomy places the organism in Eukaryota, Fungi, Ascomycota, Dothideomycetes. The record is from RefSeq and is a predicted model, not a curated record. The transcript has 3 exons. Bases 1 to 990 code for a protein of 329 amino acids.
AUGUCCGCUCCCAAUGAUAUCAUUCUCUUCCACUACCCAUUCUCGCCAUAUGCGCGCCGGAUAACCUGGUACUUUACCUUGCGGGGCAUUGAAUACGCACAAUGCCUCCAAUCACCAGUCCUCCCUCGCCCGGAUCUGGAAGCACUGAAUGUCUCGUACCGGCGCAUUCCCGUCCUGUCCAUCGGCCGCGACAUCUACUGCGACACGCGGCUCAUCCUGCGCAAGCUGGAAGAAAGGUUUCCCGAUGGCCGUCUCGGCGCCACGAACGGUGAGCAGAAGGCAAUGGAGCGUCUACUGGAGAAGUGGACCGUCGACGCUGGCAUAUUCUGGCGCGCAGCCUCUCUGCUGCCGGCUAAUCUGCCCAUCUUGAACGACCCGAAAUUCACCAAGGACAGGGAGAGCUUCACCGGAAGGAGCUGGGGCAAGAAGGACAUGGAUCGCGCGAGGCCUGAGGGUGUGGUGCACAUCAGGGAUGCGUUUGAGCUGCUGGAGACGACUUUGUUGGCGGAUGGGCGGGAUUGGGUGUUGAAGACUGAGAAGCCUAGUUUGGCCGAUAUCGAAGCCAUCUGGCCUUUUGACUGGCUCGUCGAGCUUCAGGCACUCCCGCCGAAUGUCGUCUCCGAAAAGCAAUUCCCCAAGGUCUUCGCAUGGAUCAAUCGUUUCAGGGGAGCUCUCAAGUCAGCCGGAGCACCGAAGCCCGUCACCCUCAAGGGUCCUGAGGCCAUCAAAUUCAUCAACAGUGCCGAGUUUGCGGAGCCGGCUGGCCGGGUUGACGAGAACGAUCCUCUCGGGCUGGAAUCAGGAGCGCAGGUUCAGGUCUGGCCCAUCGACUCGGGAUUCUCGCACAAGGAUCAGGGUCAAUUGGUGACGCUGUUGCCAAACGAGGUCACGAUUGCCAAGAAGACGAAGGAAGGCGAGGAGAUUCGUAUACAUGCGCCGCGCUGGGGCUUCAGGAUUGUUGAGGCCACUGAUGAAAGCCCCAGGCUUUAG